CUCUUGUUUCUCUUCUGCACAUUUUUCUUCUUCUUCUUCUUCUUCUUCCUCCUCCCUCCAAAAUCGCGUGGAUCUCUGCACUAUUUUCCUCGCAACAAUUUCCUCAUCCAUCACCAGAUCACCGCCACAAAAUUCACUGUACAACAUUUCCAAUUGAUCGAUUCCAUUACCUGAAAGAUCUAGGGUUCCAGCUGAAUCCACAUCAGCAGCUCCCAAUUCUGAAUUUCGAUAUAGAAUCGAAUCUAAUCAAUAGCAUUGGAAUUUAACUCGUGAAAAUAAUUGAAUUCCCGAUUCGUUUUGAUCUCUCUGAUUUGGUGUUUGUGAAUGAGAGAUUCAUAGGUGUUGUUUUAGAUGAACAACAUGGAGGUCGUCACUGAUGCGGCGUCGUUGGACGUCGAAUUGUUGCAGCUGCCGGAGUUUUCAGCUUUGGCUCUCAAGUCUAACUUCAAUUUCGUUGAGAAGCUUUUUGAGGAGUGGUUGUCGCUUCCUGAAAGCAAUCGACUUGUAACAUCGUUGUUGAAUGACGCUAAGUCAGGUGCUCCCUUGAAUGUCCCAGGGAAUUGCUCUAGUCCAAAUGCUGCGAGCAGUCCUUUGCCUUCCAUGUUUCCGGCUGGCACUGCUCCACCUCUUUCUCCAAGAAGUACAUCUGGUUCCCCUCGCAUUGUGAAACAAAGAGCUCCUUCAAAUUUGGGCUCUCCUUUAAAAGUUGUCAGUGAGCCAAUUAAAGAAGUGAUACCUCAGUUCUACUUUCAACAUGGAUGUCCACCUCCAAAUGAAUUGAAAGAACAAUGUUUGUUCAGAAUUGAUCAGUUAUUUCAUGAUCACUUGGAUGGCCUGCAGGUGCAUGAAUUCAAGUCAAUCACUAAGGAAGUAUGCAAGCUGCCAUCAUUUUUUUCCACUUCUCUUUUCAAAAAGAUCGACAAUGGAACUGGUAUUGUGACGAGGAAAGCAUUUAUUGAUUAUUGGAUUAAUGGCAACAUGUUGAUGAAGGAUACAGCUACUCAAAUAUACACAAUAUUAAAGCAACCACAACUGAAUUACCUUACACAGGAUGAUUUCAAACCUGUCCUACGUGAGCUUUUAGCAACUCAUCCAGGGCUGGAGUUCCUGCAGAGCACACCUGAGUUUCAAGAGAGAUAUGCUGAAACUGUAGUAUACAGAAUCUAUUAUUACAUUAAUAGAUCCGGAAAUGGCUGUCUUACCUUGAGAGAGCUGAAGCGUGGAAACAUAAUUGAUGCAAUGCAGCAUGCCGAUGAAGAAGAAGACAUCAACAAGGUUUUGAGAUACUUCUCGUAUGAGCAUUUUUAUGUUAUAUACUGCAAGUUUUGGGAGCUGGAUACAGAUCAUGAUUUUUUGAUAGACAAGGAGAAUCUCAUCAGAUAUGGUAACCACGCGCUUACCUAUCGAAUUGUUGAUAGAAUAUUUUCUCAGGUCGCAAGAAAGUUUACCAGUAAGGUUGAGGGGAAGAUGGGAUAUGAAGACUUUGUUUACUUCAUACUGUCAGAGGAGGACAAAUCAUCUGAACCAAGUCUUGAGUUUUGGUUUAACUGCAUAGAUUUGGAUGGAAAUGGAGUUCUGACAAGGAACGAACUGCAAUUUUUUUAUGAGGAGCAAUUGCAUCGGAUGGAGUGCAUGGCCCAAGAGCCUGUGCUUUUUGAGGACAUACUGUGCCAGAUGAUUGACAUGAUUGGGCCUGAGGAUGAAAACUUCAUAACUCUGCGUGACCUAAAAGGCGGUAAACUUUCAGGAAGUGUCUUCAACAUCCUGUUCAAUCUGAAUAAGUUCAUGGCCUUUGAAACUCGUGACCCAUUUUUGAUUCGUCAGGAACGUGAGAAUCCAACAUUGACAGAGUGGGACCGAUUUGCUCAUAGAGAAUACAUUAGGCUUUCAAUGGAAGAAGACGUAGAAGAUGUCUCUAACGGAAGUGCAGAAGUCUGGGAUGAAUCACUAGAGUCUCCCUUCUGAGAUAUUUUAUGGAUGAAAAGAAUUUGCCCCAAAAGACUGGCCUUUAUUCAGACAGAGGACUUAGGAUCAGCUUUUAGGUGGGAUUGUGCAAGCUUUGCAACAAAUUGUGGGAAAUUCCAAGCUUAACUGUUGAAUGUAUUUUUGAUGGCCUAGUUGCAAGAAUAUUCAGAUCUGCUGGUGGUGACAUACAUUGGUGCCAUUAUCAUGGAAGUUCUGUUGCCUUGUACCAAUAUCGAUGCUAAGCGGCAACAUUUGCUGAGAAGUGAUUUGCCAUGAUAAAUUAUAGACUUCAUUGAGUAUGUUGUUAUUUGGGGCACCUAAGCAGGAUUUUGUCACGUUUGGAUCUUUUUGUAGUUUGCUUCAAUGAUGAGUCCUGUUUGCCCCAGAUCUGUCCACAAGUACAUUGGCUUGUCAUCUGUGCAUCUGGUUGUUGUCUUUAUCUGAAUUUUUUUUUUGGUUAGGAGUUGAAGAUUUAGAGAUUAAUGUUAGACAUAAAUGUCUCGUUUUUCUGAACAAUUAGAUUUAUCUUUAAGUUUCAAGAUUUAUGCAGGAUUAUUUUAAGACUUCCAUACUAUUAUUCAAUGCAUUUAUAGUUUGUACA
Molecule: messenger RNA, 2566 nt
Organism: Lotus japonicus
Lineage: Eukaryota; Viridiplantae; Streptophyta; Magnoliopsida; Fabales; Fabaceae
Product: serine/threonine protein phosphatase 2A regulatory subunit B''beta-like
Exons: 13
Coding region: 352-1965 (537 amino acids)
Biological process (GO): protein dephosphorylation
Cellular component (GO): protein phosphatase type 2A complex
Molecular function (GO): protein phosphatase regulator activity; calcium ion binding
Source: RefSeq, a predicted model, not a curated record